Messenger RNA from Bombina bombina (fire-bellied toad), 4047 nucleotides. It is a transcript of the gene ITPKB, whose product is annotated as inositol-trisphosphate 3-kinase B. Gene Ontology annotation, biological process: inositol phosphate biosynthetic process. NCBI's taxonomy places the organism in Eukaryota, Metazoa, Chordata, Amphibia, Anura, Bombinatoridae. The transcript is spliced from 8 exons. Gene Ontology annotation, cellular component: cytoplasm; nucleus. Bases 539 to 2500 code for a protein of 653 amino acids. Gene Ontology annotation, molecular function: inositol-1,4,5-trisphosphate 3-kinase activity; inositol tetrakisphosphate kinase activity. The record is from RefSeq and is a predicted model, not a curated record.
UGUGCUGUCAGCUCUCAGGAUCAGGCAGUGGUUGAAAUAACUGGUGUAUCUUUAACUAGCAGAGGGUGCAGCCUGCUCUAACAAUGGAAACUUUCUGAGUGCUUCCCUCCUGCCAAGCCCCAGAAAAAGGAAGCUUGUUCCGCUGAGUUCAACCCCAGACAGGCUUCACAACUUCCUUCCUGCUGCAUUUUUCUAACUGCACAUUGAGCUAACAUUACAGGGGGAGAAUACUACUUUGUUGCAUCUUAAAAAGACUGAGAGAAGCAAGAAAGGAUCUGACUUCCAGUGGGAGGAGAAGCCUGCGGGAUUUUUCUAAACCUCUUCCCACUUAGCUGCUGAGGAAGAGGCAUUCAGUGCAGAAUCAUCUAUUGUACAGCUGAUUUGUUUAUGGAGGUUUUGGCAGGGGCCCAGCACAGCUCUCCCCAGUUCAGCUUUCCAGGCAACACUACUAUCCUGGAAGUGAAGGAGCCACUGGGAUCCUUGCAUGUGAGUCCUAGUACACAGCACAUGCUGUGUCUGCAGCCUCCCUCAGACUACUAUGGCUGUAUAUUGCUAUGCCUUCAAUAGUCUGGUGAUGAUGAAUAAUAGCAAUGUGAAAACGAGCAGUGUGACAAAGACUAGCCCAACUUGCCAGAGACCAGUGCUGCCUGUGCCAGAAAGACGGAGCACCUAUUGUCCGCUGCUCCCGAGUCCACUGCCCCUCUACAGCCCUGAAUCAUCCAGCCCUGGGGCCUCUCCUAAGAGUAACUCUACUUCCUUCAUCUUUCCUGGGGAUUCCCAACACCAAUCUACUCCAAGGAGCCGCAGCCCAAGUUGGACUGGUAGAGAUGGACAAACCUCACGAGUUGGAAGGUGUCCUUCACCAAUGCGGCUGCCAGGGGUUAAUGUGGGAGAAGCUGGGUUUGUGAUAGCAUCACGUUCUGGAAAUGGGUCAGGGACAUCAUGGUUGUCAGAAUCAGAGGAAAAGCGACGCCUUGCUCGAAUACAGAGAGAGCUUCAGAAUGUACAGGUGAACCAGGUUGUUGGUCUCUUUGAAGCACAUAUUCAGGCUCAAAAUUCCCCUCUUUCUCCAGGACUUCGAAGCCCGAGAUUUGGUAGCAGGUCUCCAUCACCUUUACGUCUCACCAGAGGAGAAGAGAGCAUUUUCAGUUUUGGUCAGGAGGCAGUACAUAAGGUUUCAUGCUGUAGUCAGGAAGCAAAGCCAGUGGUUCCCACACCACAGUUGGUGUCUUCCAAUGGGGAGCAGGAUAUAUCCAGAACUAACAAUACAAUUUUUAAAGGACAGCUAUGCAGCACCCCGCCUCAGGAUGAAGGUUCACCAAAACCUGUCUCACCUUCCAUCACACCAGUGUCCAUUCCUGCUGUCAUAGUAACUGACCAUGGGGCAGAUGAGGAAGGACAUAUGGAAAACAAUAAUGCAGAAUCAAACCCAACAUCUCACCAUAGGAAGCUUUCAUCAUCUUCAGCUUCAUCUACUGGUUUUUCCUCCUCUUGGGAUGAGUCUGAGGAUGAUGUAUCUAGUGACCCUGAACGUUCCCCAGACAGGAGCACCCCAUUCCUUCAGACUAUUGAACAGCCGAAGCCUCGUGUGAGCAAAUCAUGGAGAAAGAUCAAGAACAUGGUGCACUGGUCCCCGUUUGUUAUGUCUUUCAAGAAGAAAUACCCAUGGAUCCAGCUAGCAGGACAUGCAGGUAGCUUUAAAGCAGCAGCAAAUGGUAAAAUCCUGAAGAAACACUGCGACUGUGAGCAGCGCUGCCUGAGCCAGCUGAUGACAGACGUGCUGCAACCCUAUGUUCCAGCUUACCAUGGCGAUGUGCUAAAGGACGGAGAGAGAUACAAUCAGAUGGAUGACUUGCUUUCUGAAUUCGAUAGCCCCUGUGUCAUGGAUUGCAAAAUGGGAGUCAGGACCUAUCUUGAGGAAGAACUGACUAAAGCGAGGAAGAAGCCUAGUCUUAGGAAGGACAUGUAUCUCAAGAUGGUUGAGGUAGAUCCUGGAGCCCCAACGGAGGAGGAAAACAAUCAGAAAGCAGUAACUAAACCACGUUACAUGACAUGGAGGGAGACGAUUAGUUCCACCGCUACACUUGGUUUCAGGAUCGAGGGCAUAAAGAAGGAAGAUGGCACAGUGAACAGGGACUUCAAAAAAACGAAAACCAGAGAACAAGUAAAGGAAGCAUUCAGCUCAUUCACGAAAGGAAACUGUAAUAUUUUGAAAUCUUACCUCAGUUGCCUUGAGGAAAUACGUACCACGCUGGAUAAAUCUCCAUUCUUUAAAACACAUGAGGUGAUUGGAAGUUCCUUGCUUUUUAUUCAUGAUAAGAAAGAGCAGGCUAAAGUAUGGAUGAUUGACUUUGGGAAAACCACCCCACUACAAGAGGGAGAGGUCCUAGACCACAGGGUGCCUUGGUCAGAGGGGAACCGCGAGGACGGAUACCUCUGGGGAUUGGAUAACUUGAUAGACAUUCUCUUAGAAAUGGCACAAGAAGAAGAAAUACAUUGAAUCCACCUGGUCUACAUCCCAAACUGACACUCUAGUAAUGCACUACAAACCAUUUUCAGUUGUACAACCGGUUUCCUGCGUGGAGGGACGCAAUAUGGAUUUUAAAGAGGAGAGUCAAAUAUAUCUCUGUAUUUUAGGGUUUGUAAAUAGUUUUUCUGCCAGAACAAAAUUACUAAGUUUUUUUACAGUUUGUUUUUUAAAUACAGAUCGCUAUUGAUAGCCUAUGUGGGGAUAUGAGGCUGUUUAUCACACUUGCUGAUUAUUAUUGUUUUAUUGUUUUAGUUUUUCACUUAAUAUUUAACUAUUAUUAUUUUUUUAACUCGUUGGGACCACAGUAAAAAAACAAAAGUAAAUAGAAAAUGUUAUGUUAUCUUAAAAGGACCUUUCAGUCUAGUUUUAAAGGGAUGCAAAACUUAUAUCUGGGUCUAUUUGGCACCAACAAAGUGGUAUAUGUACAGUAUAAAUCACAUUUUCUUUGCUUUCUAAAUCUUACUCGUUUGAUGUACAAUUUUAAUCUUGAAUGUGCUCCGUCUUUGUGCUGAUCUCAGCGCAAGGAAGAACUGGAUCUGUUAAAAAUAUAUAUAUAUAUAUUCACUGUACGGUUUCUUGCAUCUUCUGAGGACAGUGCCAAUUAGUGUCUACAAGACUAAAAUCAUACAUCAGAACAGUAAGAUUUUCAGGCCAGACAGGGCAGGUUAUUUGUAUACAUUAUGCUGUAUAUUUUAUAUUUAUUUUAUUCAUCACAUUCGUAUAUAAACAUUCAGAAGAAUUUUUAGAUACUGAUUGGCAAAAAGUGAAAUGAAAGCUUAGAGCAAACGUUUGUGUUUUGUAAGAGUGUAUCAAAUUGCAGAGAUAAUACCAUAAAUGAGGUCAAACAACUUGGAACUAACCACAGACGUCAUUAGGGUAUGCAGUAAAAACUCAUUGUAUAAUUACUGUCAUAAGGUGCUAGGGUGCUUAUAUAUUAAACUAUGCUGUACUUAAGCAUGUAUACUCAUUAUUUUAAACAUAAAAGUACAGUUUUCUGUAUGUAAUAUGUAAAUGUAGUCAGUUGCAUGCGGUUUAUUUUACGUUUGUAGCAUACAUGAACAUGUUACGUUUUUAUCUAUAACAAGCUGACAAUCAAGCCCAUUUUUCAGUUCCAGUACGACCAAUAAGGAUGUGUUAUGGUCACUCAUUUUUGUAUUUACAGUGGCAUCAAAGGACAACUUACUAAUGGUAUAUAUGAAUAAUUCUGGCCACAAAAAUGAUGCAUUCAAACGUUUUCUGAUGAAAUGUUGCAUUUGUAAUAUCAGCAACCUUUUAAACAUGUCCAAGUUAAGGUGUGAGGGUUAGAAUUAAAGCAUUAGAUACCAGAGAAGGUAUUGAGAAAAUCCUGUGUACCUCUAGAGGUGUUUGCUAAUAAAAAGAUCGAAAAAAACUGGUCAAGCGCUCUACUUCUAUUUUUGUGUAUAAAUAAUUAUUUUGAGUAAAUACUGAUAUUCUGAAAUAAUCUUGUAGCUACAAUUCACAUUCUACUAUCAUAAAGCCUUCUAGAUAUAAAUCAA